AUGGGUAUCCACCUUACAGUGACUAAAUUCUGGAGUCUACACCUUGGCCACUCAAUAGAGCUCCUGCCUUCAAGGAUAAAUCCUGCAAGAAGACUUUAUCGUGGAAGCAUUAUGUAUUUACAUAUUCAUAGCUAUAUCCGUCUUCAUCUGUAUAACAAAUAUACAAAUGAAAUAAUUGUUGUGUCAAGGUUGGACCAAUUUACUACCAAGGGAAUAGGCUAUGGACCAGUGAUGCAAAAUUCCCUAAAAAAUUCCCCUAGCUAUUUAAAUUGUCUGUGCGCCUCCUCUGCCCUUCUUCCUUCUCUGGCUUCACGAAACAGCGAACUUGUUACGAUGAGUUUCAAUAGCAAAGUUCUUUUAGAAUUGGAGGCCAAUAGUAGCACCACUAACCCUUCAACUUUACGCUUAGAGUCAAAACUUCAAUUUUGCGGCAAAGAUAAUAUCUUUUUGCAGCCUGGAACUACAAAACUAAAUCCACCUGAGCAGAAGCCCACCAUUAGUCCUAUUCCCAAGAGCCACGUUUUUGGGAAAGUGAAGGAUUUCCUAGGCGUUAUAUCAGAAUCAAACAGAAAUCUGAUGCAAGAAGCCAAGGACAAACCUGAAAAUUAUGACAUUGAAGUCCUGAGUGGAAGAGAAUCUGAAUACAUUGAAAUGGACUUGAUGCUGGGUGUAGCUGAUCUUCAUACCCCGGAAGCUGUUGCUGCUGCAGAGUCUGCAAUAGCUGGUUAUCAACCGAUAAUUCCCUUGGCCGCCGAUAGUAGUAGCGGGUCAGAAUCUGAAGAUAGCAGUGGCGAUGACGAUGACAAUGUUAAGGACGACGAAGAAGAAACUAGCAAACAUUCUGCAAAAUUUUGUUCCAAGGUUGCUGAAAAGGAUUCAAGAAUAGCAUCCAGGAAUCAGAAAUCUAGAAAACGUCGAAAGAUUGUUGAGCUUUCUUAGAUUUUGAUAUUGUAUCACCUAUCUAUUAUCUUGUAAUAGGAUAUAUUUGAGUUAAUUUUGAGACAAUAACAAAGGUCAGUAAACUUUUAAUAACUAAAACAUUUCCUCUAGAGCGAG
Molecule: messenger RNA, 1056 nt
Organism: Olea europaea var. sylvestris
Lineage: Eukaryota; Viridiplantae; Streptophyta; Magnoliopsida; Lamiales; Oleaceae
Exons: 8
Coding region: 1-939 (312 amino acids)
Biological process (GO): box C/D snoRNP assembly
Molecular function (GO): box C/D methylation guide snoRNP complex binding
Source: RefSeq, a predicted model, not a curated record